Molecule: messenger RNA, 917 nt
Organism: Dentiscutata erythropus
Lineage: Eukaryota; Fungi; Glomeromycota; Glomeromycetes; Diversisporales; Gigasporaceae
Source: the annotation of a GenBank genome assembly
CUACGAGUGGCCCUACACUAGAAGCAAUUCGGUUCGGGGAAUGGGAAAUUGAACCGUGGUGUACGUCUUCUUAUGAAAUGGAAUAUAUCGCAAAUUCACUAGUAUAUGUUUGUGAAUUUUGUUUAAAGUACAUGAGAAGUGAGUUUAUUGCCGAUCGACACAAGAUGAAAUGUCCGGUACGUCACCCACCUGGUGAUGAAAUAUAUCGAGAUGGUCCUAUUUCGAUUUUUGAAGUUGAUGGACGAAAAAAUAAGAUAUAUUGCCAGAACCUUUGCCUUUUUGCAAAAAUGUUCAUCGCUCAUAAGACACUAUUUUUUGACGUAGAGCCUUUUCUUUUCUAUGUGAUGACAGAAGCAGACGAUACGGGAUGCCAUUUUGUUGGCUAUUUUUCUAAAGAAAAACGUUCACAAGGAAAUCAUAAUGUUUCUUGUAUUCUGAUACUUCCAAUUCAUCAAAGAAAAGGAUAUGGGAAUCUAUUAAUAGAAUUUAGCUACUUGCUCACUAAUAGAGAGAAUAAAAUAGGCUCCCCUGAGAAGCCUUUAUCCAAAUCUGGGCUACAUAGUUAUAGAUAUUACUGGAAAAAUGUGUUGUUCGAAGAGCUGAAUAAAGAUAGAAAAAGCAUAAGCAUCCAAGAAUUAAGCCGUUUGACAAGUAUGACUGUUGAUGAUGUUAUUGCCACUCUCCAAAUCAAUAAUAUGAUUGAGAAGGAUGAGAUCAAUGAUACAUACAAAAUUAUUGUGAGUAAAAAAGUUGUUGAAGAUCAUUUACGAAAAGUUGAAGCGAAAGGAUAUCCAAGAAUCAAACCCGAAAAUUUAAGAUGGACGCCUUUCAUCCUGACUAGAGCCUUGAAUUUAAAAUCAACAGAUGAUCUUACAUUUAGGAUAGCUGAUCACAUGAAAUUAAAUGACUCUUCAUGA